Cornus florida is the source of this 441-nucleotide messenger RNA. Its product is annotated as S-protein homolog 2-like. The record is from RefSeq and is a predicted model, not a curated record. Lineage: Eukaryota; Viridiplantae; Streptophyta; Magnoliopsida; Cornales; Cornaceae. The transcript has a single exon. Bases 1 to 441 code for a protein of 146 amino acids.
AUGAGUUUAUUCAGCAAAUGUGCAAUUUUGCUACUUGCAUUGUCAAUUAUUCUGUGUAAUGGGGUGGUUGUCUUCUCAACAACCCCAGACAUGAAAUUUGGUUGGCCCAAGAUUACGGUUCGCGUUCGCAACAAUCUAGGAGAUGGCAUACAUCUCAAUCUUCAUUGUAAAUCGAAGGACGAUGAUCUUGGUAAUCAGUUUUUGUCCGAUGGAAGCUCCUUCCAAUGGAGAUUCAGGAAAAACCUUAUCGGAACUACGCUUUUCUUCUGUAGCAUGUCAUGGAAUAAUGUCAGUGGGAGUUUUGACAUUUAUGUGUCGCAGAGGGACAAGGGAUUAUGCAAACUGUGUGUUUGGAGUGUGAGAAAAGAUGGAUUGUAUGAAUAUAAUGGUGAAGGUGGACCGCCGAUAGCUAUAUAUGACUGGCCAAAGCCAACAAAGUGA